AUGGGUAGUAUAUUGAAUCGAUCAUGGAUUGAAGACAAUGAAACAUACAUUAAAAUACGAAAAGAUAAACAAAUACAACAACAUCAAAAUUUUGAUUUUAUUAAAACAUAUGAAUUAUUGAAUAAAAAUUUUGAUCAACAACAAAUAAUGAAAAUAAAUGUCUUAACUAAAUAUGAAACAUUUGUUCUAAUAGAUCCACUUGAUGCAUCUAAUAAUUAUUCAAUUACUGAAAAUAAUGUAGGAAAUCAACCAUGGCAAUUUUUUCAUGAUGUUAAUAAUUCAUUUUAUCCAGUAAAAUCACAUCAAAUGACACCAUCCCAUAAUAUUUCAUAUAAUCCUAAUGAAUAUAUUCAUGUUGAAGUUCCUGAUAUGAUUAAGAAUCAAUCACAAACUGUUAUGUUUGAUGAACAUUUACCAAAAAAAUGA
Molecule: messenger RNA, 426 nt
Organism: Rotaria sordida
Lineage: Eukaryota; Metazoa; Rotifera; Eurotatoria; Philodinida; Philodinidae
Source: the annotation of a GenBank genome assembly